AUGCGUUAUCAUUAUAACAUUCUCCAUAAAAACUAUGAACUGAAAUUAUUAGAAACUCUUCGAGGAAAUAAAAAAAAGGAAGAGUCUGAAAUUGAAAAACAAUUCCCCACUCUGAUAAAGUUAAUGGAAAACUUGGAGAAGUUGCCAGAGGAAAUAAGAAAAAAUGUUCGCUUCUUUGGUGGCGGACUAAUUAAUCAUAAUUUUUUCUUUACUCAUCUCGCCAAGUUCAAAGUUCAACCCAUCGACUACCAAGUUGAGAAAAGAAUUAAUGAGGGUUUGCUAAAACUUAUUAAAACUAAAUUCAUUAAAUUCGAAGGACUAAAAAGAGAAAUAGUAAAAAGUGCCUUACAAGUGCAGGGAAGUGGUUGA
Molecule: messenger RNA, 369 nt
Organism: Funneliformis geosporum
Lineage: Eukaryota; Fungi; Glomeromycota; Glomeromycetes; Glomerales; Glomeraceae
Source: the annotation of a GenBank genome assembly